Messenger RNA from Clunio marinus, 183 nucleotides. Lineage: Eukaryota; Metazoa; Arthropoda; Insecta; Diptera; Chironomidae. The record is from the annotation of a GenBank genome assembly.
AUGUUAGGUAGAAUAGAAAACGACUCCUCUUGCCACAUCAACACUCUACAUGAAGGAAAAAGUGAAGACAGAAGACUGAAGACACACAAAUCCUCCGAGACCAAAUUUUUAGAGAGUUUUGAGUCAUUUUUAAAUAAUGAAAUGCGAGAUAAACAAACAUUCAUGCGUAAUUCAAAUGAUUAA